AUGGGAAUGUGUAUGCCAGAAAUAUUGCCAGUUGGUCUGGUGCAUGACCAGCGAUGUAGCGUCAGCGCCUGCUCCGGGAGUCCGCGACCAGUCCCGACCUGCGCCGCGCCGGCAGCCGCAGCUCUGAGGCCGGUGACGCCACCGUCGGAGCGGCCGGCCGCCGCGUCUUCGGUGCUGCUCACGUCCACGCCGAGGUCGGAAGCGCGGGCGCGCCGACCCAUCUCGCGCACGGCGCCCGAGGCGGCCGUCAGCCCGGUGCCGGCGUCGGUGCCGGCUCCGUCGGCGGCGGCGGCGACUGUUGAGGUGGCGCCACCGUCGAGCGCCACCCGCCAGUCGGCCCGCAUUGCCAGCAAGCUGAGGGAGCUGGGCAUCGACCCGGCGGCCGGAGGUGACACGCUGAAGGAGCCGAACGGCGACGACGAGCCGCUGAAGAAGGCGGCCAACACGGCCUCCUGGGGUCGCGUGCUGCUCUCGCCCGCAGUCUUCCUGCUGGCGCUCAUACCGCUCUACCUGCUGUCUGCCUGCAACAAGAAGCACUGCAGCAUCGGUCGGCUGCCGGACCUGCCGCGCGCGCUCAAGUCCUGGCUGGACCCGGUCGCCUUUCUCUACGUGUUCGGUCUGCUGGCGGUCCACCUGCUGCUGGCGCUGCUGCCGGUGGGCCGCGUCGUCGAGGGCCAGAUCUCCAAGCAGGGUCUCCUGCGCUACCGGUGCGGCGGCUUCGUCUCGCUGACGCUGACGCUGAGCGGCGCCCUGCUCGCCUUCUACCUCGGCUUCCCGGUGCUUGCGGUGUUGCUGAAGCUGCGCCUGCUCCUGGUGUCGGCCACGCUGACCAGCGUGCUGCUAGCGCUGGCGCUGCACCUGCGCUCUCGCCGCGCUCACCUGCUCGACAUCAACCAGGCCGGCGACACCGACUCGCUGCUGGUCAACCUGGUGGAAGGGCGCGAGCUCUCGCCUCGCCUGCUGGGCGUCGACCUGAAGCUGUUGGUGGUGCGCAGCUGCUGCGUGGCGACGGCACUGCUGGCGGUGCUGAUGGCGCUGGCGGAGCGCGCCAGCCACGGCCAGUCGUCGCCCACACUGGUGACCGUCGCCGCCAUGGUGGUCGCGCUCUGUCUCGACCGUAUGUGGUUCGAGGACAACCUGCUUACCACCUACAGCUUCAUGAACGAGGGGCUCGGCCUGCGCCAGCUGCUUGUGCUCCUCACGGCGCCGUUCUACAUGACCUUCAACCUCCGCUUCAUCAUGGUCACUGGGGUCUCCCAGCCGUGGUACGGCCUGCUCGGCAGCGGCGUGCUCUUCAUGGUCGGCUACCUGAUCCAGCGCUCCUCCGACUCCCAGAAGAACGAGUUUCGCAAGAACCCCGUCAACCCGGCACUGGCCCACCUGGAGACCAUCCCGACCACCAAGGGCAAGAAGCUGCUGGUGUCCGGCUGGUGGGGCGUGGUGCGCCACCCCAACCGGCUGGGCGGCCUGAUCAUCGUCACUGCCAUGUGCCUGCCGCUGGGCUUCCAGCACGGCCUGGCCUGGCUGAUGCCGCUGUUCGCCGUCGUCACCGCGACGCUGCAGACGCGCAAGCUGGACGCUCACUGCCAGCGCAAGUACGGCGCCGCGUGGGACCGCUACGUGGACCGCGUGCGCCACCGCCUCGUGCCGGGCGUGUACUGAGCGCCGGCGGCGGCGGCGCGGCCGUCUUCAUCCGGACCGCUCGCCCACUCAUCUGUACAUUCAUCCACAGGAGGGCUUUAGAUAGGGCUCAUCGGCGGCGUGGUUACGUCCACGCUGAAGCUCUGGCUAGAGCGCGUGCGGACCGGGUCGUGGCGACGCAGCGCCGGAAUGCGUGUGUGUGUGUGUGUGCGCGCGCGUGACGAUGCGCCGUCUUUGGCUAAGGAACUACGCGUUGCCAAAUUAAUGGCUUACUGCCUAUGUUGGGCUCACAGUGGGGUGAAACUGACAUUGCUGCGUACUGGAGUUCAAACACCGUUCCUAUGGAGUCCGUAAUAACGAACUUGUCGCCCGGUCACGCAUAAGGAAGCCACUUUUCUCAGGUCAAUGGGUUCGGCACCUCGUGUUUUAUGCAGCGCGUCGGGAAAUUUGUGAGAAUGUCCUCGAAGCGACCGAUUUGGAUAUGUUCACCGAGGCGAUCUCUCGCCGGGGCUGUAGUCCUGCUCAGACAGUAGGUGUGCGAGCGUGCGUGGUCUGACUCAUUCUGUGUACAUACCCAUCGGCGGGGGCAGUCGGACAGGAGCGCGGGAGCGUAGCUGGCUCGACACCAGUGUAGUGCGAGACCAUUUUCACCCACGAAAAUAGACCGUAGUGUCUCGGUGCGGGAUCACGUCGCCCGGAGCCCAGUCGGCCUCGCUCGGUUCUGGUUGGGCGCCGCAGGUUUCAGUUCGGGGCCGGUACGCUUCAUAAUUUGGGGAUUUGAACCUGGGUGAAGCGCUGCCGGAUCGCCUCGGAGCGUAGCUGGUCCCUACGUACUGGAGAAGGAGGGUCGGAGUCAACAGCGUGGAGUGCGACAGUGACUAGCUGAGAUUUAUGUCGUAGAGUUGAUUGGUUUGGGUGCAAGGCGGCAGUAGAGCUCUUGACAUAAGUGCUGGCAACUCGGUUGCAUUGGCGUGGUGAGGAUGUUUGUUUUGUUCAAGACAAAGGUCAUCGUUUUCAGUGCACAAACCACAUAGUUGCAUGCACGUUGAUAUGUCACCAGUUUUAAGGUAAGUGCAUGCCUGCCGUGUCAUUUGAUGGUUGCCUCGACAUUGCAGGUAGUCUGGUAAGAAUGAUUUUGGACUUGAUUAUCUACUCAAUACACGGAUGAAUUUUG
This is a messenger RNA of Pollicipes pollicipes, 2815 nucleotides long. RefSeq names its product delta(14)-sterol reductase TM7SF2. Gene Ontology annotation, biological process: cholesterol biosynthetic process. The record is from RefSeq and is a predicted model, not a curated record. Gene Ontology annotation, molecular function: Delta14-sterol reductase activity. Gene Ontology annotation, cellular component: nuclear inner membrane; endoplasmic reticulum membrane. NCBI's taxonomy places the organism in Eukaryota, Metazoa, Arthropoda, Thecostraca, Pollicipedomorpha, Pollicipedidae. The transcript has 8 exons. Bases 1 to 1662 code for a protein of 553 amino acids.